GCUGUCGCGAGCUCUACAGCUGUACCCGGGUAGCGUUUUUCGAUGGAGCGAGACGGUAGCGAGACCGAGGACCCUUGGGCGGCGGCCGCUGCCGCGGCGCAUGCGAUGGCGAUGGCUGCGCAGACGCUUGCGAGGGCAGGCCUGGAAAUUUGCGUUGCGACUGCUCGAAUCGCACUCCUAUGCGCAGGCGAGAUGCUCACCGCGGCGUGGGUCUGGGCCGCGACGAUGGCUCAGAGAGCCCAGAGGGAGGCCUCACAGAUGAGCGAGGCUGGGGCGGCGGCGCUCGCUGAGAGGGUGAGCGAAAUCGCCUCGCAUCCAGACGCUGUGCCCUGUUCGGGGAUGUUCGCCGCAACUUUCCUCACACUCUGCUUUUGCCGCGCCGUCUCGGUCACUGCAGUGCCCCACAUUCUCCUUGCGGCGGUCGCGGCGGCAAUCGCAGUCCCGAGCACGGCCGCCGUCGCCGUCGACAUCGCGGCGAGGGCGAGCGAUCUCGUGUCGACCGCGCUGCGCCACCCGCAGCUGGAAGCGGCGGCUGCGUCUGUCGCCGAGGCGUUGCAGCACCCGCACGCGGAGAGGGCGACCGCCAUGCUCGGCGCUGCCCACAACUCGUCAGCCGCCCUCGCCGCCCGCGCCUACGCGGCUGCGCUGUCCCACCCGCACCUGCAGCCUCUCCUCGAGGCUGCCAUCGCCCACCCGCACGUGGCCGCGACGCGCAACCACGCACACUGGGGAAGGCUGGCCGGCUGGCUCGGGCCUCUCUGCCUCGGCGCGAUGCUCCUCGGACUCCUCCGCUGCACAGUCUGCAGCAGCUGCCGCCGCAGAGGCGGAACGGAGAGCGCAGCGCCGGCCUGCUCCGCCGCUGCCACCGCCGCCGCGGCCGAAGCCAAGGCGGCCAAGCGCGAGAGGCAGCGGGCAAAGAGGGAGGCGGCGGCGAAGCUCGCAGCCAAGCGCAAGAAGCGCGGCGGCGUCGUCACCGGCGAGGGCGAGCUGCGCCUUGAGGACGAGCCUGCCUCGUCUCGCAUCCGUCUGGCCUCGGGUCCGGAGGCGGCGAGGCCGAAGAAGAGGCCUACGCCGCCGCCGCUCUCCCACCCGCGGCUGCUCUGCACGCUCAAGGGCUUCAGCGAGGGCGUCACCGGCGCGGCGCUCUCGCAGGACGGCGCUCUCGCGGCCGCCGUCUCGUCGGACCGUACGCUGCGCGUCUUCAGCGGCCUGCGGCAGGCGGGCUCAGGCGAUCCGCAGCGCGCUCCGCUGCCGACGCCGCUCAUCGCCAACGUCCACCUGGACUUUGGCACGGCAUGCUCCAUCUCUGCCAGCGGGCGCAACGUCCUCGUCGCGACGGCCGCCGGCCGCCGCCUCCUCGCCUACUCGCUCUCGCCCAAGCUGCAGCUGCGUCGGGAGUUCGACGCGGCGGCGGUGCACCCCGCGCCGCUGAGCGCCGCGAUUUUGGCGCCAAACUCGCAGUACAUAGUGACGGUCGGCUCCGAGGGCGACCGCAGCGUCUGCCUCUGGUCGCUCUCGGGCUCGCUGGUCGCGCGCGAGACGGCCAAGCAGGCGGCCGUCUUGGGCGCGCAGGUCUUUUGCGUGGGUGGGCAUUCGCGCGGCGUGACGGCGGCGAGCUUCGCGCAGGACUGCGUCCACCUCGCCGUCGCCGCCCGCGACGCCGAGUGGUCUGUCGUGCGCACCGACUUGCGGCACGCCGAGCCGGCGGAGGUCGGGCGCGGCAAGGCGCCGCACGGAACACCCUUCGAGCGGGUCGCCCUCUCGCCCUUUGCGAAGCGGCUCGUGGGCGCCACCGCGACGGGCACCUCCAUCGUUGACGUCGGCCGCGGGGUCACUCUCGAGACGAUCCCGCACGGCCACGGCCCCUCCCCGCCGACGGCGCUGCAGUACUCGAACGACGCGCUGCGCGUGCUGAGCGCCGGCGUUGACGGGAAGCUGCGCCUCUGGCGGGUCGAGGACGACGACGCCAAGGCGGGCGCGCUGUAG
Emiliania huxleyi CCMP1516 is the source of this 1986-nucleotide messenger RNA. RefSeq lists its product as hypothetical. The record is from RefSeq and is a predicted model, not a curated record. The coding region runs from base 43 to 1986 and encodes 647 amino acids. Gene Ontology annotation, cellular component: endoplasmic reticulum. Gene Ontology annotation, molecular function: protein binding. The transcript has 5 exons. Lineage: Eukaryota; Haptophyta; Isochrysidales; Noelaerhabdaceae. Gene Ontology annotation, biological process: endoplasmic reticulum unfolded protein response.